Messenger RNA from Carlito syrichta (Philippine tarsier), 2318 nucleotides. It is a transcript of the gene GALNT16, whose product is annotated as polypeptide N-acetylgalactosaminyltransferase 16. The record is from RefSeq and is a predicted model, not a curated record. The transcript is spliced from 17 exons. Bases 1 to 1698 code for a protein of 565 amino acids. NCBI's taxonomy places the organism in Eukaryota, Metazoa, Chordata, Mammalia, Primates, Tarsiidae. Gene Ontology annotation, cellular component: Golgi apparatus.
AUGUUGCUGGCUGGGAGGAUCCGGAGGGUUGGGCUGCCCUGGGAAAAUCGGGUGGUGCGCUGUUUUGGGGUCAGUGUCCACCUUCAGGGCCUUGGCAGCCUCCACUCUGGUCCACAGUGCCCUCAGCACACCUCGUCUCAGGGGUCUGCCUCAGUGCGCUCGGGGGCCACCCUCCCCAUGUCCAGCACAGGGCAUCGGGUAACAGGAACACCCUCGAAAGGCUUUGAUGAGAAGGCAUACCUGUCAGUCAAGCAGCUGAAGGCUGGAGAGGACCCCUACAGGCAGCAUGCCUUCAACCAGCUGGAGAGUGACAAGCUGAGCCCAGACCGGCCCAUCCGGGACACACGCCACUACAGUUGCCCAUCUGUGUCCUACUCCUUGGACCUGCCGGCCACCAGUGUCGUCAUCACCUUCCACAACGAGGCCCGCUCCACUCUGCUGCGCACGGUCAAGAGUGUCCUGAACCGAACACCUGCCAACUUGAUCCAGGAGAUCAUCUUAGUGGAUGACUUCAGUUCAGAUCCGGAGGACUGUCUACUCCUGACCAGGAUCCCCAAGGUCAAGUGCCUGCGCAACGACCGGCGGGAGGGGCUGAUCCGGUCCCGAGUCCGCGGGGCAGACGUGGCGGCUGCUGCCAUCCUCACCUUCCUGGACAGCCACUGUGAGGUGAACACAGAGUGGCUGCAGCCCAUGCUGCAGCGGGUGAAGGAGGACCACACCCGUGUCGUGAGUCCCAUCAUCGACGUCAUCAGUCUGGAUAACUUUGCCUACCUUGCAGCGUCUGCUGACCUGCGCGGAGGAUUCGACUGGAGCCUGCAUUUCAAGUGGGAGCAGAUUCCCCUCGAUCAGAAGAUGACACGGACAGACCCUACCCAGCCCAUCAGGACGCCUGUCAUCGCUGGAGGAAUCUUUGUGAUUGACAAGUCCUGGUUUAACCACCUGGGGAAGUAUGACGCCCAGAUGGAUAUCUGGGGGGGAGAGAAUUUUGAGCUCUCCUUCAGGGUGUGGAUGUGCGGUGGCAGCUUGGAGAUUGUCCCCUGCAGCCGAGUGGGCCACGUCUUCAGGAAGCGACACCCUUACAACUUCCCUGAGGGCAAUGCCCUCACCUACAUCAGGAAUACCAAGCGCACUGCUGAGGUGUGGAUGGAUGAGUACAAGCAGUACUACUAUGAGGCCCGGCCCUCAGCCAUCGGGAAGGCCUUCGGCAGUGUGACCACGCGGGUCGAGCAGCGGAAGAAGAUGAACUGCAAGUCCUUCCACUGGUACCUGGAGAACGUCUACCCGGAGCUCACGGUCCCUGUGAAGGAGGUCCCCCCCAGCAUCAUCAAGCAGGGGGCCAACUGCUUGGAGUCCCAGGGCCAGAACACAGCUGGCGACUUCCUGCUUGGACUGGGCAUCUGCAGAGGGUCUGCCAAGAACGCCCCGCCAGCCCAGGCAUGGCUGUUCAGUGACCACCUUGUCCAGCAGCAGGGGAAGUGCCUGACUGCCACCUCCACCCUAAUGUCCUCCCCUGGAUCCCCAGUCGUGCUGCAGGUGUGCAACCCGAGAGAAGGCAAGCAGAAAUGGAGGAGAAAAGGCUCGUUCAUCCAGCACUCCAUCAGCGGCCUCUGCCUGGAGACCAAGGCUGCCCAGCUGGGGACCAGCAAGUGUCAGGCCGAUGCUCUGGCUCAGCAGUGGCAGCUGCUGCCACACACAUGACGGCUCUGAACCUGCAUUCUGGAUGGGAGCCUUGCGACCCGAGCUGCCAUCUCCGGCCUCCUGCCCAGUGUGCUCAAGCCACCAUCGCCUGCUCCCUUCAUGCAUCCGCCGGGAGCCACGUGUCUGUGGCCCACAGCACCUGCCCUGGAGGGCCCACCAGAGGCUUCCUGCCACCUCCCGGCAUCACCAGCGUCCUCUCAGCAGCACCCCGUGCCCGGCGCCCCCUGAGCCCUGCGUGGGGCCCUUGGCCCCAUGGCUCUGCCUCGCUGUCCUCCGUCCUGUGUCAUUGUGCCAACCUCGGGCCUCGGGUGCCCUGCUCUUCCGGGAGCCUCCUGCCACCACUGAGAACAGAACUGCGGGCUGAGUGGCCCGGGGCCUCCUGGGCGUGGACAUUUGGGCUGGGCGCCGGGCUGCUCACAUUGAGUGGAAGAGGACUGCGGCCUGGGGGUCCCCCUGCCUCCAUGGUCAGGCUAGGCCCUGUGCUUGUCAGCCGCCCCCCGUGGCGACUCAGCCUGUUCCGUUGUUGCUUUGCCUCUUCUUGACCAAAGCAUGUGCCACUAGCCGUCCUCGGGGACCUUGUCGUAUGAAACACACCCAGAAUAAAACCACUUCAUACACGU